GAAAAUCAUUUGUCUGAUAUACACAUACAUACCCUAAGAGUAUGUAGAACAGUAUAAACAACCUAGAAUCAGGCCUCCCGAAGGCUAUCUGUGACGACACAAUUCUAUUGAUUGGCUAGAACAGGGAGGUAGAGGAAAGUAAGCCUGAAGGAAGGAAGGAAGGUUAAGGUAACCGAGUAUCGCUCUGGCUGUGGCUAGUUCUGGGCAAAAGAUGAGCGAUACCAAAGACGAAGCUCUAAAAUGGAAAUGUGAAAUAUGCACCUAUGAGAAUUAUCCAUCCUCACUAAAAUGCACCAUGUGCCAGGCCUCCAAACCAUUGCUUAACGAGGAUAUAUUUCGGCUCAGUCCAUCAUCGCAACAGGAUAUCAACAGCAGCAACAACUACAACUCAGAAGAGGCGGCAGCUGGUCUGGCCGCCGUUGAACCCACAUCCACAUGCUAUGCUCAAUCCCAGGCGCGACAGACCAAUCUUACUAUCGAUGGGGAGAAAUGGGCCUGCAGGGUAUGCACUUAUCUGAAUUGGCCUCGCAGUUUGCGGUGUGUACAAUGUUAUACCAAACGUGGCGGAGCAGCCAUAGAACUGGAUAAUGAUAAUGAAGCGGAUAAGGAGGAUGGCAGCGUUAGUGUAGCUGGACAAGCAUUGCAAGCGCUGCGCAUUAGUGGAUCGGAUACGGAUCUUGGCUGCCGCCGAUCAAUUGACGCAACCGAUGGCCGACAGCAGCAUCUUCAACUGAUUAGCGGAGGAGGUGGUGCCACAGCCUCCAAUCGCUUAAGUCCAAGUCCAAGCGUUGACGAUUCAACGCAUCUCAACAAUCUGGCCAAUACCAACUCUCUCAAUCAGCAUCAACAAUCACAACAACAACAACAGCAGCAGCGGGAAUCCUCAACGUCCGUCUCGCUGCAGCAAAAACAUUGCUUUGUGGCCAAAUGGGCCUGUAAUUCCUGCACCUAUGAAAACUGGCCCAAAAGCCUCAAGUGUUCCAUGUGUGGUAAAACGAAGGAACGAGAUAGCGGUGGAUCUGGUUCGCAAAUCGAUUUACAUGCCGGUGGUGCUAGCCUAAUCGAAGAUGAACAGCAACAAAAUACAAAUGACACAGUUAGCGUCAACAAUUCGUUUAAUAAGAAGCACAUUUACCAACUAGGUUCUUCGGAAACCAUCAACAACUGUGAUACGCUGCAGGAGCGCCAAGAGCGUCGCCAACGUCAGAUUAGACAAAAGGUCGAUUGGCAGUGGUUAAACGCUUGUCUGGGCGUUGUGGAUAACAAUUAUAGCGCCGUGGAGGCUUAUCUAUCGUGCGGUGGCAAUCCGGCCCGUUCGUUGACAAGCACUGAAAUUGCUGCCCUCAAUCGAAAUUCGGCCUUUGAUGUGGGGCACACGUUAAUCCAUCUGGCCAUACGUUUUCAUCGUGAAGAGAUGCUGCCCAUGCUGUUGGCUCAGAUUUCGGGCUCUGGUCCGGGCAUUAAACGUGUCCCGUCAUAUGUGGCACCUGAUUUAGCUGCGGACAUACGCCGUCACUUUGCCAAUACACUUCGCCUGCGCAAGACUGGCUUGGCAUGCCAUUAUGUCCAAAAGCAUGCCACAUUCGCCCUGCCCGCCGAAAUCGAGGAGCUGCCUAUACAAAUUCAAGACCAACUCUAUGAUGAGCUACUGGAUCGUGAUGCCCAAAAGCAGUUAGAGUCACCGCCGCCAGCUCUUAAUUGGUCACUGGAGAUAACAGCUCGUCUGAGCUCUCGUUUAUUGGUGCUGUGGAAUCGUAGUGCUGGAGAUUGCCUUCUGGAUUCGGCCAUGCAGGCCACCUGGGGUGUUUUCGAUCGUGACAAUAUUUUAAGGCGUGCUCUGGCCGACACUUUGCAUCAGUGUGGUCAUGUGUUCUUUACACGUUGGAAAGAGUAUGAAAUGCUACAAGCAUCAAUGCUUCAUUUUACGCUCGAGGAUUCACAAUGGGAGGAAGACUGGAGCACUCUUUUAUCAUUAGCCAGUCAACCGGGCUCAUCACUGGAGCAAUUACACAUCUUUGCGCUGGCCCACAUCCUUCGACGUCCUAUUAUUGUUUACGGAGUAAAAUAUGUAAAAAGCUUUCGUGGUGAAGAUAUUGGCUAUGCCCGGUUUGAGGGCGUCUAUCUACCUUUAUUUUGGGAUCAAAACUUUUGCACCAAAUCCCCCAUCGCUUUAGGGUAUACACGGGGACAUUUUAGCGCUCUAGUGCCAAUGGAGCCCUUUUCGCGCAUAGAUGGCCGACGUGAUGAUGCCGAGGAUAUGACCUAUCUGCCACUAAUGGACUGCGAGUUAAAACUCUUACCUAUUCAUUUUCUUACGCAAUCGGAGGUGGGCAACGAGGAGUCGAUAAUGCGUCAAUGGCUAGACGUUUGUGUAACAGAUGGCAAUUUGUUGGUGGCGCAACAAAAACUUGGCAAACGUCCACUCCUGGUAGCACAAAUGCUGGAGGAGUGGCUAAAUCAUUAUAGGCGUAUUGCGCAAGUCAUAACUGCUCCGUUUGUCCGCCGACCGCAGAUAACCCAUUAUUCCAGUGACGGUGACUCGGAUGAGGAGUAAAGUUAGCAUCACACGUCCACCAACACUACACCACAUCACAAACACACACACACACACCCACAGAGCUCAUAGUUGAAUUUCGCUUAGUUAAAAGAAAACAAAAACCGAUACACUUGCAGUUAGCUAAUGAAACCUAUAUAGAGACAACGUAUAUUCAAUUAUAUAUGUAUAUAGAAAGUAUAGAGGCAAUCUUAAACUCUAAUUAAAUUGAAAGGAACAGUUCGAUGCCAAGAAAGAAGUUACGAAAAUACAUUAAUAGCUACCGUAAAUCAUAUCCGUUUCCAACAUUCAACAUUCGUUGAUUUUAGUCAAAAUUAUUAUGGCAUUGCAGAACCAUUUAGAAAAGAACAAAGGGAAAUCAGCAUAUACUGUUAGAUAUAAUUACAAAACGCAUACACAUAGUAAGAAAGAAAAAAUACAAACAAACAGAACAAUCCAUUGAGUCAAUGAUCAAGGGCCGCCAGUCGACCGCUAUGCGAAAUUGAGAAUCGAGUUAAACCCACACACACACACAGACUACACAUCGUAAUUAAUGUGUAGUUUUGUACUAUGUUGAUAUAUAAAAAAGAAAUACCAAUCCUUAUGUAUAACUAUGUACGUUUAAAUUAUUCUAAAUCUCGAUGUACUAUUAAAUUUUAAACAAGUGAAAAAAGAAAACAACACAAUACAAAUGUGUGGGUGAAGUUAAAAGUUAUACAUAUAUAUACAUAUAAGCGUCAUUGAAAUGUUUAUUGAUAGUUUUUAAAACACUUUUUUGGAAUUAUUAUGAGAAUCAUUAUACACACACAUACACACUAUGCGUACAUACACAACCAUACACAUACACACGUAUAUUUAUACAAUUGUAUGUACAUUAUAUACUAAUUAGUUAGUAUAUUGGUAUGCAUAUGUAUGUGACUUAUAUAGAAAUCCUAUGGUUCCAAAAGUUGAACAAAGGGCCACUAAUAUUAUGAAUUUUAUUCUAACUGUAUUAUAAAUGGAAUUUUAUCUCAUUAUACCUUUUUGUUAGUAAUGUUAUUACAAAUUAUUAUAUAUUA
Drosophila willistoni is the source of this 3591-nucleotide messenger RNA. It is a transcript of the gene trbd, whose product is annotated as ubiquitin thioesterase trabid. The record is from RefSeq and is a predicted model, not a curated record. Lineage: Eukaryota; Metazoa; Arthropoda; Insecta; Diptera; Drosophilidae. Gene Ontology annotation, cellular component: cytoplasm; nucleus. Gene Ontology annotation, molecular function: K63-linked polyubiquitin modification-dependent protein binding; cysteine-type deubiquitinase activity. Gene Ontology annotation, biological process: protein K33-linked deubiquitination; protein deubiquitination involved in ubiquitin-dependent protein catabolic process; positive regulation of Wnt signaling pathway. The transcript has 9 exons. Bases 212 to 2554 code for a protein of 780 amino acids.